AUGGAAAGGCCGCACUGCUCCGAUGAAGAUCGGGCGAGGGAUGUCGAUCGCAGGGACCGACACAAGCCGGAGACGGCCGAACAUCCCGCGCUCCAGUUCGGAAGAGAGGAGGCUGUGGCAGAUACGACAACGGAGUACUUCCAUCCGCUCGCGGGGUGCCGCUUUUCUCUCGGGAGGGAGCAGGACGCGGAGACUGACCGGCAGCGCCUCCGUGGCGGAGGAGCUUUCGUGCCCGACCGCAGGUGCUUCGGCCGGACGGAGUCGGGGAAGGACGUGGGGGAGGACGUGCAGGACAGGUUGGCGCGGGGGGCGCGAUCGGGAAAGGAGGACUAA
Messenger RNA from Marchantia polymorpha subsp. ruderalis, 333 nucleotides. The record is from the annotation of a GenBank genome assembly. NCBI's taxonomy places the organism in Eukaryota, Viridiplantae, Streptophyta, Marchantiopsida, Marchantiales, Marchantiaceae.